CCGUCUCCCUCCGCCCUAUAUAAGGCGGGCGCGGCGGGGCUCCCGGCUCCGCAGUGUGCGUGGGCGGGCGCGGCGGCUCCGCGCUGUGGUGCGGCGACCCGCGCGGCCUCCUCCUUCUCCCCUCUCUGCAGCCCGGCCCGGCGGCGGCCCUGCCGCCGCUGCCGCCGCCGCCGCCGCCAUGAGUUCGGGGACCCCUUACAUCGGCAGCAAGAUCAGCCUGAUCUCCAAGGCGCAGAUCCGCUAUGAGGGCAUCCUCUACACCAUCGACACCGAGAACUCUACCGUGGCGCUGGCCAAGGUGAGAUCGUUUGGUACUGAAGACCGGCCCACAGACAGACCUGCUCCUCCAAGAGAAGAAAUCUAUGAAUACAUUAUUUUUCGAGGAAGUGACAUCAAAGACAUCACUGUCUGUGAACCUCCAAAAGCUCAACAUACUCUGCCACAAGAUCCUGCCAUUGUUCAGUCUUCACUGGGCUCUGCCUCUACAUCAUCCUUUCAGCCACAUGUGCCUUACAGCCCAUUUAGAGGUAUGCCACCUUACAGCCAGCUUGCUGCCAGCUCUUUACUUAGCCAGCAGUAUGCAGCUUCGUUAGGUUUAGAGAAAUUGGUAAGCCCUCCAGCAUCAGCAGCUGCUUCCAGCCCUAGUUCUUCUCCGUCUCCACAACCUGUUUCAGAGCCUGACAUGUCUUCAGAGCCCCAUCAGCUCUCUUCCAAGGGUGCUGGCUUUCCUCCUGUGCACCCAGUCCGCAAGAGCCCCAUGGUAGAGCAGGCUGUGCAGACAGGCCCUGUGGACAACAUGAAUGCCCAAAAGCCACCCCCAGUGAAAGUCACUCCAGGGGUUCAGCGCACUGGACGGCAGGUUCCUCAGGGCAACAGUAAGACCAAUGUUUAUCCUUCUUGUUUGGUAGAUACAGUUCAGGCAGCCCCUGUGCAAACCCAAGGACAGGUGAAUGAUGAAAACAGAAGACCUCAAAGGAGAAGAUCGGGAAACAGGAGAACCAGAAACCGUUCUAGAGGACAAAACAGACCAACUACUGUGAAGGAAAAUACAAUAAAGUUCGAAGGUGACUUUGACUUUGAAAGUGCAAAUGCACAAUUCAACAGAGAGGAACUUGAUAAAGAAUUCAAGAAGAAACUAAACUUUAAAGAUGACAAAGCAGAGACGGGGGAAGAAAAAGGGGACCCUGGAGUGGCAACUCAAAACAACGAUGGGAACACAGAGGAGGACCUUCUGGGACCCAACUGCUAUUAUGAUAAAUCCAAGUCCUUCUUUGACAACAUUUCUUCAGAGCUGAAGUCUAGUUCCAGGCGCACCACGUGGGCUGAGGAAAGGAAGCUCAAUACAGAGACGUUUGGAGUGUCUGGACGGUUCCUUCGUGGCCGCAGCUUCCGUGGUGGGUUUCGAGGUGGAAGGGGCAGCGGAGCAGCCAGGAGAAACCAAACCACUCACAGAGCUGGUACUGGCAGAGUGUAACUGCAGAGGCUCAUGGAGAUUUUGAGGACCAUUCCUUAUUGCACCUGAUUGAGCCUUCUAAGUGGUGGAAGGAAAGGAGAGUGGUUUAAACGUGUUCCUUCUCAUGCUGACUGUGGUGUUGAUUCCUGGGGUUGACCUUCUGUUGGAGCUGAGGCUCUGGCCGAGCGUUUCGGCUGAUAACAGGGAUGUGAACUUGGCUGCUUUUCUCAGGAGAAGGUCCCCAUGAUAGCAAAUCUAAUUGUCUCUUUUCUCCUGAAUAGGUUCUAACAUCUCUCCUGAGAGGAUGAAACUGUAUAUAGAAAGAAAACAACCGAUUGCUGCACUAAUGUGGGAGAGGGGUUCAUACUGUUUACUGUCUCAGCUCAAGGGACAGAACUUCAUGUACUACUGCUUAUAUUCUGGACUUACUUUGGACCAGCAACUGUCAGCUGGGAUGUUCUUUGGAAGAGGGAAUGUGUUCAGGGGUACCUUCUUCAGGGUGGCUUUUUUGUUUGUGGUUUUUUUUAAGUGCAGACUAACUCACGUGUUCUUUCUGGGUCUCUCAGAGGCUGCUGUAGUCGAAGUUUCAAGUCAGACUCGUUUUCUGAACCCUGAAGAAGAGAAAUCAUGCUCUUUUAACAUGGAACCAAAGCUCACUUGAAAUAAACCAGCUACAACUUGUUUGUUCCGAGUAACCAAAUGGAUUCUUUGGUGCUGCUGGUCUCGGUGUCGGUGGCAGCCGGUGUGAAGCAGCACUGGCUGUCUGGAAGGACGCAUUGCUGGUGCGGAGGAGCUGUGUAUAUUGUCACUGGGGAAUGCUGGCUUGUUGCUCGUGUAGUGGUGUCAGUGUGUACAGCUGCGUGGGCCGCUGCCGCGGGGCGCCGGCUGCCCUGGGGCUGGGGGCUGCUCCUGGCAGGGCGCUGUGGGGACAGGGUGUGUGUCCUGGACGGGGCGGUGAGUGGCCGCCACUGCGCUCGCAGCGAAGCUUUUGGCAGUUGCUGGCUGUCUGGGAAGGAGCGGGAGGCCCCGAGCUCCCCCUGGGUUUGUACCCACGCGUGGGUAGCGCCGGACGCAGCUGGCUCUCUGCGCAUGGGCCGCGGGGAACACGAUGGGAUGCCGUCGUUAAAGCGGGGAUGAGAGCCCAGGGAAUGAAGCGUAAGGCUGGGCAUGUUUCAUUUGUUUCCUCUGUACCCCCAUACUGUACAUAGUUUAGUUGGGUUUUCUUUGGUUUUUAAAGCUGUAUGUGGGGCGGGGGCUGGGAGGGAGGGCCGUUUGUUUGCAUGAAUCGGUGGGUUAAAUCGCUUUUGGCAUGUGUCCCUUUUUUUUGGUUGGUAGGGAAUUCUGUUGAAAAAGCACCUUGAUGACUGAACCCCUUCCAUAGCUAGAACUUUAGUUAUGCAUUGACCUAGGUUACUGUAAAAGCUUGGAUUUAUUUUUGUAGGACUUUAUUGCUAAGAAUUAGAAGAUAGCAGUGGGGCUGCUCUUUGGAGUAAUGUAAAUUGUAAUUAUAAUAAACAUGUACAUGUUUCA
Molecule: messenger RNA, 2983 nt
Organism: Colius striatus (speckled mousebird)
Lineage: Eukaryota; Metazoa; Chordata; Aves; Coliiformes; Coliidae
Gene: LSM14B
Product: LSM family member 14B
Exons: 10
Coding region: 179-1474 (431 amino acids)
Molecular function (GO): mRNA binding
Source: RefSeq, a predicted model, not a curated record